AUGGGCGCCACCCUACCAUUUGGACCACGCAUCGCCAAAGCUCUGCGAGCUGAGCUCGAGUAUAGCCAACGCGAGUUUGAGGAGCGACGAGGGGAUGGGCCGCAGGUGGAGCUGGAGGACACGGCACAGGUGAUACAAACCGUGCACAGGGAGCUGGACUCUUGCACCGAUCUGGUGGGAGACGUGCUGGGUGAUAUCACUCAACAAGUGCACAACAUAUCGUGUAUGAUAGGCAUGCAACUGCUGAAGGCUAGCGCCAAUCAGUCCAAGUACGAGGCCGAAAGCAGGCAACGGAGGGAGGAGGAGGCCAAAGACAAGACUGACUUCAUGGUGGGCAUCGAGGAGGAGCGGCGGAAGGUCGACGCCGAGUUUGCCAACGAUGUCAUCCGACUCGAGCACAUGUACCGGGUCAUGGCCGACACUGAUUGA
This is a messenger RNA of Acanthamoeba castellanii str. Neff, 429 nucleotides long. RefSeq lists its product as uncharacterized. NCBI's taxonomy places the organism in Eukaryota, Discosea, Longamoebia, Acanthamoebidae. The record is from RefSeq and is a predicted model, not a curated record. The transcript has 5 exons. Bases 1 to 429 code for a protein of 142 amino acids. Gene Ontology annotation, cellular component: transport vesicle; BLOC-1 complex.